AAAAGUAAAACUUAAGUAUGAAAAUAAUAAGUUAUGUACUGCUUGUUAUAAUGCACGACGAUUCUUGAAUAGUAAUAGCGGAAAUCAAGAUAUUGACAAUUUAAUUAAGGCAACACAUAAUAAACAACUUAAAUAUAGAUUAGAGUGGAUCCCAUUCAAGGACUUUGUAGACAUAAAGCAAAUUGGAACAGGUGGUUUUAGUGAAGUUUAUACUGCUACAUGGACAAAAGGGACACUAAAAAAAGUUAAACGGAAUAAAAAUACGACAGUUGUGCUAAAAGUUCUCAAAGAUUCCUCUAACAUUAAUUCUGCAUUUUUAAAAGAG
Molecule: messenger RNA, 325 nt
Organism: Dentiscutata erythropus
Lineage: Eukaryota; Fungi; Glomeromycota; Glomeromycetes; Diversisporales; Gigasporaceae
Source: the annotation of a GenBank genome assembly